AUGAUUCGAGGAUUUGAGCAUUUCGUUACGCUUACUCUACUUGCUGAAGCACUAAGGAAAACUCAUUUGGCUGUUAUGCGGGUUAAUGUGGCGCAAGUUUCUGAAGAUGCGGAUUACGUGAAGGUUCGCAAUAUGUGCGACAAUAGUCAAGGGUGGAAAGAAGUGUACCACAAAAAGAUGAUUACUGUAUACGCUCAAAAAGUGCCUAGCAGUAAUUUUCAAAUGAUAAAAGCUGUCGCAAAAUUCCCUGACGUGACCUCUGAUGUUGCUUACGAUGUCUUACAUGAUUCAACCUAUCGAGACCACUGGGAUCGACACAUGGCGGCACAGUGCUACAUUGGAAUGGUCAACGGAAAUAGCGAUAUUGAAUACUACGCAAUAUCUGGAAUCCCACCGGUACGCGCCCGUGAUUUCGUUAUGCAACGUUCAUGGCUUGACACCGGAUAUGAGAAAUUGAUUUUUAGUCAUUCAGUUUGUCACCAGGAUUACCCCCCAGUGAAAGGCUAUAUUCGCGGCACUGCAUUACUCACUGCCUAUCUUGUUCGGCCAUUCAAUAAGGAAGGUUGUCAGAUCACAUAUAUAAGCCACUUAGAUCCUAAGGGAAAGCUGCCCACAUGGUUGAUAAAUCGAUUGACGCGUGUGAUUGCGCCUAAGAUAGUCAAAAGACUGCAUAAAGCAUGUAUUGCUUACCCUGAGUGGAAAAAACACAACCAGCCCAAUUUUAAACCUUGGAUUUACGCCGAGCAGCAGGUGGAUUUCCCUCGAGUAGAUUUGGCAAAGUGUCAUGCUCAGGAGUAUGAACAGGAAGUGACAGACGAAUCAACUGCUCCUCCAAAGGUUGCCGAUGAUGAAGAUGAAGACUGAUUUAUUUUUACGCUUCCUCCCCCUCCCUUGCCUGCUUAUUGUCAAUCCAGUCUUUCGUCUAUACAACUUCUGAAACGCUUCAAUCACGUCAUUACUGAUAAGCAACUUUCCGAAUACAUAAUCAUGACAGACUAGCUUCUCAGUACCUAAAACAUAUCAUUGUCAACUAUUGCUCCUCCAAACCAUUCUUUCUUGCAUAAAGUCCCACAGAUGAUUAAUUAACUGUGGGUUGGGUUGUGUUACCUUAACCUUGUCCUUUGCGG
Cylicocyclus nassatus is the source of this 1127-nucleotide messenger RNA. NCBI's taxonomy places the organism in Eukaryota, Metazoa, Nematoda, Chromadorea, Rhabditida, Strongylidae. The record is from the annotation of a GenBank genome assembly.